UUUUCCAGAAGUCAAACAUUACCGUCUUCCUGUGAUGUGCCGCUGGACUUAAAUAAUAAUUUUGAAAGAUAACUGCACUUCCAUUGAGAAGCAAAAGAGUUACAGCAAAUAACUCAAUUAUUACUUGCUGAUAAAUUAAACAGAAGGCUACAAUCAAGGAAGCGUCAGCGGGAAAUCAUGUUUUAUCAUAUUUCCCUGGAGCAUGAGAUCCUGCUCCACCCUCGGUACUUUGGUCCCAAUCUCCUGAACACUGUGAAACAGAAGCUCUUCACAGAGGUGGAGGGAACAUGCACAGGAAAAUAUGGAUUCGUCAUUGCGGUGACCACCAUUGACAACAUUGGUGCAGGUGUCAUCCAACCAGGCAGGGGAUUCGUGCUUUACCCCGUCAAGUACAAGGCUAUUGUCUUCCGUCCAUUCAAAGGCGAGGUGGUAGAUGCCGUGGUUACCCAGGUCAACAAAGUUGGACUGUUCACAGAGAUCGGCCCCAUGUCCUGUUUCAUCUCUCGUCAUUCCAUUCCCUCAGAGAUGGAGUUUGACCCCAACUCAAAUCCUCCCUGUUAUAAGACCACUGAUGAGGACAUUGUAAUCCAACAGGAUGAUGAGAUUCGGUUAAAGAUCGUGGGAACAAGAGUGGAUAAAAACGACAUUUUUGCUAUUGGAUCCCUCAUGGACGAUUACCUGGGUCUUGUCAGCUGAUGUACCAGCAGUGCUAUGCUGAUGUAUCCUCAUAUAUCCCUCAUAUUUUAUGUAAAUGCCACGACAAUACAGUACUGUCAAUACAAAUAUUUUUCUAGGUUGAUAAUGUGGUAUUGCUACAAAUCCUGUACUAAGUGGGGACACAGUAUGAAUACUUACUAUUGAAACCACACAGAGCCUGUUGAUAAGCAGGUGGUUAUGUUGCUGUAUCGUCUGAGUUACCCUUCAGUUGUAUAUUGUAUUUCUACAACUUGAACUGAAAUAAAUGUUUAUUUUUUGGUAA
Molecule: messenger RNA, 979 nt
Organism: Salvelinus fontinalis (brook trout)
Lineage: Eukaryota; Metazoa; Chordata; Actinopteri; Salmoniformes; Salmonidae
Product: DNA-directed RNA polymerase II subunit RPB7
Exons: 8
Coding region: 178-696 (172 amino acids)
Biological process (GO): positive regulation of nuclear-transcribed mRNA poly(A) tail shortening; transcription initiation at RNA polymerase II promoter; positive regulation of translational initiation
Cellular component (GO): RNA polymerase II, core complex; P-body
Molecular function (GO): single-stranded RNA binding; translation initiation factor binding; single-stranded DNA binding
Source: RefSeq, a predicted model, not a curated record